AUGGCUAGCGCUCCGCCCAAUUUUGGAGUAAAUUUAGAUGACCCAGAGGAUGCAAGGAGAGCCGCAACAGCUGUGUUGAUUCUACAGUGGCACUUUCAAAUCCAUCGAGUUCCAAGGACAAGGCAGCUAGUCCAUACGAGUGCUAUGACUGGUCAGGGUUGGGUUGAGGACCUACUGGGGGGAAAGUGCAUUAGGAUGCUUAACAACAUGCGCAUGGAUGUGGCCACAUUUAUUCAACUAUGUCGGAUAAUGCGAGAAGGUGGAUACAUUAUUGAGGGUCCCUGUGAUAAAGUGACAGUAGAGGAAAGCGUAGCAAUUGGGUUAUAUGGGUUGAGCCAUGAUUUGACACAAAGAGUGCUAGGUGAACGAUUCCAGCAUUCCACUGAGACAAUUCAUCGACAUGUUCGCCGUCUAUGCCAGGCCUUAGUCCAAUUAGCACCUAUUGCACUCCGACAUAGGAAUACAGAUACUACUCAUCCUCGGAUUCGGAAUAAUAGACGAUUGUAUCCUUGGUUUAAGGAUUGCAUUGGCGCUAUAGAUGGAACACAUGUAUCGGCAAGCGUGCCAAGAGGGGAACAGGAUGCCUUUCGUAACAGAAAAGGCACGCUUUCACAGAAUGUUUUAGCUGCAUGUGACCACGAUAUGAGGUUCGUAUAUGUCAGAGCUGGCUGGGAAGGAAGUGCCCAUGAUAGCCGCGUCUUAUUGGAUGCUCUUUCCAAUCCGGAUGCAGCAUUUCCCGUACCACCGGCUGGAAAAUAUUACGCGGUUGAUGCAGCCUACAGACACAUGCCAGGAUUCAUGGCGCCUUUCAAGAGUGGUCCAGGAGGGAGAUCACAGACUGCACAGAAAGGAUUAUUUAAUCGCCGUCAUUCUUCGGUUCGGAACAUAAUAGAGAGGACGUUUGGGGUAUGGAAAAUGAGAUUCAAGAUUUUGGAUGGACCAAUGAAAAACUAUCCUAUUGAGGCACAGAGGAACAUUGUAGUGGCAUGCUGUGUACUGCACAAUUUCAUUAGGGAGAUGCAGCCAUACGACGUCUACUUGACCGAUGAAGCGAAUAUGGAAGGCGCAGAUACCGAAGGAGCUCAAAUGCAACAAUUCCAUGUUACUCCAGAAGCAAUCCAUGAUUGGAAGGAAUUACGCAAUGCAAUGGCUGAUCACAUGUACUUUCAUCGAAAUGAGUAG
Messenger RNA from Coffea eugenioides, 1182 nucleotides. RefSeq names its product putative nuclease HARBI1. Lineage: Eukaryota; Viridiplantae; Streptophyta; Magnoliopsida; Gentianales; Rubiaceae. The transcript has 2 exons. Bases 1 to 1182 code for a protein of 393 amino acids. The record is from RefSeq and is a predicted model, not a curated record.